AGGGCCACUGGGACAGAGGGAGGAAGGCUGCCGAAGGAUGCACGGCCUGCCUUGCGUUCGCCCGCACCCUCUGCAGCUUGAGCCAGUCUUGCCUGCCCCGCGGCCCACCCACCCGACCCCACGAUGCGUGUGCCGGGCCUCAUGGUGUCCCUGCUGAGCUUGGAACUGGGGCUGGCUCUGAGCCCACCCCACGCGACAGCCUCGGACUGCGGGUACCUCGGCCCAGCCGAACGUCUGACAUUCACUCCGGCUGCCAGAACCCGGUGGCUGGCCCCUCUGGUCCGCGCGCCUGGGCCCUUGGACCCUCUCUAUGGCACCGUGCGCCGCUUUCUCUCCGUGGUGCAGCUCAACCCUUUCCCUACGGAGUUGGUCAAGGCCCUGCUGAAUGAGCCAUCUUCAGUGAAGGUGGAUGAGGUGGUGCGGUAUGAGGCGGGCUACGUAGUGUGUGCUGUGAUCGCAGGCCUCUUCCUCCUGGCAGUGCCCAUCACUGGGCUCUGCUUCUGCUGUUGUCGCUGCCACCGGCGCUGUGGGGGUCGAGUGAAGACUGAGCACAAAGCCAUGGCCUGUGAGCGUGGCACCCUCAUGGCCUUCCUGCUGCUGACUACCUUCGUGCUGCUGGUUGGCAUGGUCUGUGCUUUUGUUACCAACCAGCGCACGCAUGAACAGACAGGUCCCAGUGUUCAAGCUGUGCCUGAGACCCUGCUCAGCCUCCAGAGUCUGGUGUCUGAUAUCCCUGAGGAGCUGCAGACCGUGGCAGAUCAGUUUUCCUUGCCCCAGAAUCAAGUCUUGGAGGACCUGGAUGGUGUUGGGGAGCGCCUCGGGAACUUAAUUCAUAGCCAGCUGAAGAGCAAGGUGUACCUGCUGCUGGCCUCAGUGCACAGCCUGGGCCAAGCCCUGCAGGUCUCCAUGGACCACCUUCGGGCCCUGAAUGCCACCACCAAGGAACUUCAAGAAGGACAACAGCACCUAGAACCAGCUGUGCGAGACCACCGGGAACGCCUGCUUGCCUUGCUACAGGAUCCCCAGUGUCAGGGGAACUGCACAGGGACCCUGAGCCAAGUCCAUGCUCUAGAGCUGGGUGCUGACUUCAGCCAGGUGCCCCAUUUGGAUGAUGCCCUGUAUCGGCUGAAGGAUGUUCCAGAGACCAACUUCUCUAGCAUGGUCCAGGAGGAGAACAGCACCUUCAACAACCUCCCACUUCUGAUUGGCCUGCAGACGGCCAAUGCAGUCAAAGAUCUGAAGAAGGCAGUGUCUGGGCAGCCUGAAGGUGUGAGGAUGUUGGCCACAGGAUUCCCAGACUUGAAGGCAACUUCUCGCUGGAGCCAAACCCUGGGGGAGCUGGAAGAGUGCAGCCGCCCCUACCUGAAGGAUGUGCAGAGAUACGAGACAUACAGGUGGAUCGUGGGCUGCGUGCUGUGCUCCAUGGUCCUGCUUGUGGUGGUCUGUAACCUGCUGGGCCUCAGCCUAGGCACCUGGGGACUGUCUGCCAGAGAAGACCCCAGCCACUCAGAAGCCAAGGGCGAGGCUGGAGCCCGCUUCCUCAUGUUAAGUGUGAGCUUCAGCUUCCUCUUUGCUGGCCCACUCAUCCUCCUGGUUUUUGCCACCUUCCUGGUGGGCGGCAAUGUGCAGACGCUGGUGUGCCAGAGCUGGGAGCGAGGAGAGCUCUAUGAGUUUGUAGACACCCCAGGGAAUUUGCCCCCAUCCAUGAACCUGUCACGCCUUCUUGGCCUCAAGAAGAACAUCAGUGUCCUCUUGGCCUAUCAGCAGUGCAGGGAAGGGGCAGCACUGUGGAAGGUCCUACAGCUCAAUGACUCUUACGACCUGGAGAAGCACCUGGAUAUCAGCCAGUAUGCCACAAAAAUGCAGCAAGAGUUGAAGGGCUUCAAUGUGGAAAUAAAAGAUCUGGAUCUGCUGAGCCCUGAAGCUCGCCAGGACUUGGAGGCAUUGCAGAGCAGUGGGAUAGAGAAAAUCAGCUAUCAUGACUUCUUUGUUCAGAUCCAGAAGCCUGUGGUGAAGACUGACAUGCAGCAGCUGUCCCAGGAUUUGGAAAGACUGGUUCAAGCCCAAGGCAAUUCUAUGCUGGGACAGCAGCUGCAGGAGGCAGCCCAAGGGCUCAGAAACCUCUACCAUGAGAAGGUUGUCCCCCAGCAGAACCUUAUAGCUAAGCUUAACCUCAAUGCCAGGGCACUGGAGUCUGCUGCCCCAAAUCUCCAGCUGGAGACCACAGCCCUCCUUGGCAAUAUCACCGUCCUAAGAGGAGAGCUGCCUGUCUUUAUCAAUCACAUCAUGGAGAAUGCAAGCAGAUGUUUCAUGACCCGGGAAUUGGGCUACUUCUCCCAGUAUGUGGCCUGGGUGAGAGAAGAGGUGACUCAGCGAAUCGCUACCUGCCAGCCCUUCUCUGGAGCCCUGGACAAUGGUCGUGUGAUCCUAUGUGACAUGAUGGCUGACCCCUGGAAUGCCUUCUGGUUUUGCCUGGGGUGGUGCACCUUCUUCCUGAUCCCGAGUAUCAUCUUUGCUGUCAAGACCUCCAAAUACUUCCGUCCUAUCCGGAAACGCCUCAGCUCCACAAGCUCUGAGGAGACUCAGCUCUUCCACAUCCCCCGGGUCACCUCCCUGAAGCUAUAGAACCCAGUGAACAAGGCAAUGCCCAGGUCAGCCUAUCCUCCCUCCUGGACUCAGCCUAGACCAGAGGACAUCUGUAGCUCCUGCCCAAGAGCCCAGGCUGGCCUCCAGGCCUGACUUGUCCCUGGACUGCAGCUUACCUACCCCCAUCUUACUUGUUUCUUUUCCACUUCUUGCUACUUGGAAUCUCUUUUCAUUCAUUCCCACACCAACACUUAAACUUCUGCUGAGUCUAUAGAGCCAGCAGGUGUUUCUAUGCGUCCAGCCCUUUCCUCCUUGCUACAGUACAUCAGCAUCAGAAGGGAUCUGUUUCCUACCUACUGGAAGCCCUUCUCCAGAUCCUUGGAGAUCCUUGGUUGUGUCCUGUACUUCCCUGUCUCCUUCCACUUUUCUCUUCCCAGACCUCCCCCCCCCCCCAGACCCAUGUUUCUUUCCUUCAGGGCAGUCAUGUUCUCCCUUUGUCCACUCUUUACUGGGCCCAAGGACCCCCUCCUACCCAAUCAAACUCAUCAAGCACAAUCUCCAAAGUUGGAAAGCUGCUAUUGGCCAGCUCUGGACUGGCUUGGGCUCUGCCUCAUGUCUACCCUACACACCACACACACACACACACACUCCCACCCCUGUCCUCCACUGCCACAGUCUUUGACCCUCUGCAUGUCCCAGCCUGGAGAUUUUUUUUUGUCCCUAGUAGAGUGAGAGAUUUACUUGAUAGUUGCACUUUUAUCCCAGGCUAGAAAUAGUAGUGUCAAUCCCAGCUCCUUUAUGAGCACUGGCUUCCAAAUUGGGGCGAUCAUUACCAGGGUUCCCCUUGUCUCCCCUGAAGGUAGCAUCUUCCACGGAUGGUCCCUACGAGCUUUCCCAGGAGUGGUCUGGUGGCCAGAACUGCCUUUUCUAUCUAUACAUGUACCCUGGGGUCACUCCUACAUGCCAGAUGCUGAGGUCCAGAAAAGGUGAAGAGGAAGAAGAGGAAUGGAUAAAUCUCAGUUCCAUUAAAGUGUUCUCACUUCUCUAA
Molecule: messenger RNA, 3634 nt
Organism: Dipodomys spectabilis (banner-tailed kangaroo rat)
Lineage: Eukaryota; Metazoa; Chordata; Mammalia; Rodentia; Heteromyidae
Gene: Prom2
Product: prominin 2
Exons: 24
Coding region: 124-2625 (833 amino acids)
Cellular component (GO): cell surface; prominosome; microvillus
Molecular function (GO): cholesterol binding
Source: RefSeq, a predicted model, not a curated record